Molecule: messenger RNA, 1161 nt
Organism: Cryphonectria parasitica EP155
Lineage: Eukaryota; Fungi; Ascomycota; Sordariomycetes; Diaporthales; Cryphonectriaceae
Exons: 2
Source: RefSeq, a predicted model, not a curated record
AUGCACUACAUCCGCUUGAUGAGACCGCCAAGUCUCGACGAGAGGAAUCGUCUCAAGCUUGUGCUGAUCAUAACAACAGAUCUGGGCGACUCGCUGCUCUGUCCAGACGAGCCUGUUCCCAUCUCCGUCUACGUCUUCAAUCAUGAUGGAGGAAAAGUCAGAAUCGAUGAUGGGCGGAGUUGCUGGAGGGCUGGGAUGCGGGUCCUCAAGCUCGACCUGCCGAUUCCCGCGAAGACUGCGCAGAGGGCCGCCGGCAGGUCCACGAGGAUCAGGAUCGUCGCAUCUCGCGAGCUUUCAGAUCCCCCAGACGCUGCAGAAGUCCCGUUUGACACAGAAGGCCGCAUUCUUGGGCUAUCCGUCCCGUUUCCCAAGCACGGCCAGGAGGCCUGUUAUACAGCUACGAGAGAGUUGAUGACAGGUGUCGACGGUACGACUGCCGUUCUCGAGAUCGAGGAGGAGAUGGGCGAGAGUAUUGACCGUCAUGUGUGGGACGCUGGUGUGGUCACGACGGGCCUAUUUCUAGAAAUAUGCAGCUCCAGCGGAGAGAGGGAAAUGAAGUGGCGGAGGACGCCUCUGUUGCGGGAGAUGCUGCAUUCUGUCUCGCCCAAGAGUCCGCUGCAUAUCGUUGAGCUCGGCUGUGGUGUCGGGAUUUUGGGUAUCGGGCUUGCAAGGGCUUUAUCUGGUGCACAAUCGCCUACUGUUCGCGUUCUUCUGACCGACCUGCCAGAUGCCGAGGAGCUGGCGAGAAACAACAUCAUCUUGAGCACGCGCUGUCAGAAGCGCAGCACCUCCCAACAAGACGACGACACCCCAUCCCUCGAUUUCGAAAGUCUUGACUGGGAAGACGGCAAGACAGGCGCAUUGGGUCCCCAAGCCAGCGCCAUCAGUUGGGACCUCAUCAUCAUCUCCGACUGUACCUACAACGUGGACAUGCUGUCCGCCCUCGUCAGGACCCUAUCCGCACUGCACAAGUCAUCCGUCGCGCUGGCAGGCGGCAAGGGGGCUGGGCCGAAGGUCAUGCUCGCCACUAAACCUCGGCACUCGUCGGAGAAAGCGCUAUUCGACCUCAUGAAGGCGGAUAGGUGGGAUGUGCUUGAGAGCGCAAGCCAGCCGCUUCCUCUUCUGGGGCUCGAGGAUGAGCAGGUGGAGAUUUAUCUCUUU